AUGGCUUCAUUCACAAUCACUGAAGCGGCCAGAUUGAACUUUUUUUCACAUGUUCCUGUGCUGAAGAACUUUGUGGAACACCUAAGGCGUAAAAAUUUUAAUGUUUGUGUUGUGUAUUUACUUGAUUCUCAGUUUAUCACAGAUGUGACCAAAUUCAUAAGUGGUUGCAUGGCUUCACUCUUUGCUAUGGUUCAACUUGAACUAUCCCAUGUUAACAUUCUCUCAAAAAUGGAUCUUGUGACAAACAAAAAGGAUGUUGAGAAUUACUUGGAUCCAGAGCCUCAUCUGUUAUUAGCAGAGUUGAAUCAGCGAAUGACUCCACAAUUUUAG
Messenger RNA from Nicotiana attenuata, 330 nucleotides. Its product is annotated as GPN-loop GTPase 3-like. The coding region runs from base 1 to 330 and encodes 109 amino acids. The record is from RefSeq and is a predicted model, not a curated record. The transcript has 4 exons. Lineage: Eukaryota; Viridiplantae; Streptophyta; Magnoliopsida; Solanales; Solanaceae. Gene Ontology annotation, molecular function: GTPase activity.